AUGAAGACGAUAGAAGGCUCCAUAACCGAUUGGGACAACGUGCACGAAGUUCAAAACGAUUUAGAAGUAUUCAGUCAACAACUGGUUGAAUUUCAAGCAGCUUAUGAAGCGUGGCGUGAUUUAUUAUCGGGACAAGAGCUCGUUCCGGUGACUGAUUGGUAUAACGAACAUUUUCGAAUAAUGAAUAAUUGUAAAGUCAAAAUAGUCGAUUGGAUUGCCGUGGCUAAAUACAAAAUAGAAGAACAAAUGGAUGACAAGUCAAGCGCCUUGAAGUCCUCAAUCGAGUCUCGUCGAUCGGCCGGUUCAAGACAUUCGAGUAGGUCGGGCAGAGCUAGAGAAAGGGCAAAGGUCGCCGAGUUGUUAGAGAAAAAACAAGCACUUGAGAAUGAGUCGGAAAAAUUACGAUUACAAGAAGAGCUUGCUAUUGCUCAAGCUCGAGAACAAGCCUUUAUUGAAAACGACAUUGAGUCAAAGCGGGAAGCUACAACCGAUGGGAUGAAUGAAUAUCUAGAGGAUACUCGUCCGGUGCCGAAAGAGAACUUAUUACACGAUCAAUUAACGAAGAAUAUACCCACUCCGCAGUUUUCUUCAACGAACAUUCCCCAACCAACUCCUGUCUCCGCGUUUCAUUCAAGAAGAGCCCAUCAAACUCCAGUUAGAUUGCCACAAUACUCGUCAUCGCAUACCAAAGACACCACCCCCAUCACCUCGUCUGACAGCUCAACAACCUUUUACAGACUAUGCACAUGA
Messenger RNA from Paramuricea clavata, 750 nucleotides. The record is from the annotation of a GenBank genome assembly. NCBI's taxonomy places the organism in Eukaryota, Metazoa, Cnidaria, Anthozoa, Malacalcyonacea, Plexauridae.